Molecule: messenger RNA, 384 nt
Organism: Symsagittifera roscoffensis
Lineage: Eukaryota; Metazoa; Xenacoelomorpha; Acoela; Convolutidae
Product: GATA zinc finger domain-containing protein 4-like
Exons: 3
Coding region: 1-384 (127 amino acids)
Source: RefSeq, a predicted model, not a curated record
AUGUCAAUUCUGCUUCCAUCAUACAACUCAAAACAAAACAACGAAAACAACAGCAACAAUAACAACAACAAGAACAAGAACAACAACAAGAACAACAACAACAACAACAACAACAACAACAACAACAACAACAACAACAACAACACACAACAACACAACAACAGCAAAAAAAACAACAACAACAACAACAACAACAGCAACAACAACAACAACAACAACAACAACAACAACAACAACAACAACAACAACAACAACGACAACAACAACAACAACAACAACAACAACAACAACAACAACAGCAACAGGAACAACAACAACAACAGCAGCAGCAACAACCACAACAAUAGCAACGGCAACAUCAACAGCAACAGCAACCACCAAUAA